This is a messenger RNA of Aphis gossypii (cotton aphid), 3538 nucleotides long. RefSeq names its product putative phospholipase B-like lamina ancestor. Bases 795 to 2594 code for a protein of 599 amino acids. Gene Ontology annotation, biological process: phospholipid catabolic process. Gene Ontology annotation, cellular component: extracellular region. Gene Ontology annotation, molecular function: glycerophospholipase activity. The record is from RefSeq and is a predicted model, not a curated record. Lineage: Eukaryota; Metazoa; Arthropoda; Insecta; Hemiptera; Aphididae. The transcript is spliced from 9 exons.
ACGACGGCGCGGCGGCUUGCGAGCGCGCAGCCAGGCCUCUCUCUCCUCAGUCGUCCGAACACCAGCUAAGCAGCACCGACUCCUCCGACCGGCUGCCCACCCGGUUGCCCGCGUACGGACUUCACGCACACGCUCGCUGUGCCGCGCGUCGUCGUCGUCUUCCGUCCGCAUAUUCUUCGUAUCUAUUUUUAUGUUUCCAUUGCUCUCUUCACCGACAUCGAUACACAACGCAACGCAUAGUAUUAUAAUUUGUGUUUGAUACAUAAUUUCCAUUAAUGUUAAAUACCUAUCGCAGGUACCACCAAACAUAUAUACAUAUAUAGAAGUGUACAACCCUUGGUGGGUUGUAUAGGUAUUUCCUAUUCGUUUCGGUUUCAUUUCUUUUUCCUCGUCGCCCAAAUACGUUUUGAAUGAAGAACGCACGUCAAGACAGUAUAUCUCAUUACCAGAGAUUUCUCGAAGUCACAGGAGUCAUCCAAAUAUCUUACCAAAGACGGCUAAUUCUAGUGAUCUAAGCUUAUAACAGUUGUCGGUCCGGAUCGUCGUUUCCUAUUUCGAUGGGUUGAGACGAACACUAACGAGUUUCCAGAGCCUGAAAACCUAUCUAUAAUAGUUGGUUCAAAGGCCGAAGGAGACAUAUCUUGGAGAUUUUUGAAGAAAGAAAAUUGACUUAUUCUUGUCAGAUCGCAAGGUUUGAACUUGAGCCAAAUUUAAAAAGAAUAAUUUAAUUUGGCAAUCGAAUAUAAUUUUAUUACCCGAAGAAAUAGACUUUUAUUUCUACCAUAGAUACAGAAAUGUUGAAAGUAGUAGGAGCAUCAUGGGCUCAAACACAACUGUCAUGGUGUUUGAUUAUUGCAAUCACUUUGUUGGGUUUGUUAGCAUUUUAUUUCGGAGGAUCGAUCAGAAAUGAAUAUGAUGGUAAAUAUGCCGCAACAGCGUUUUGGAGCAAAGAAUUUGGAAUGAGAAUUGAUUUCUGUGGUCAAAAUAACGACCCGCUUAAAGUAAGAAAAGGGGUGGCAAGAGCUUAUUACAGACCGGAUUUAUCUGAAAACGGAUGGGCAGUUUUAGAAAUUGAGACUCAGGCGGAAUACCCGGAUAUCGUACAAGCUAAGGCUGCUGGGUAUUUGGAAGGCAGUUUGACGUGGCGUAUGAUUUAUUGGCACUGGAAGAAUACAGUAGAAAACACAUGUAUCGGGAGAAAGGCCUUCUGCGAUCGAAUAAGAAAAUAUUUGGAAGAAAAUUCUAUCGAAAUCAAACAAACGGCUAGAAGGCGAGGCGAAUCAGAUCCAUUUUGGCACCAAGUAAAUAUGUUUUACAUGCAAUUGAGAGCAUUGGAGGAUGGUUGGAGAUUUGGAGUAAAAAGAAGCAGACAAGACAUUGAUAUACCAUCGGUAGACUUCUUAUGGAUGAACAUUAUGCCGGAUUUAAAAAACUUCGAACAAAAAUUUAACGCAUCAAAAGAUUUUAACCCUGAUAAGCCACCGGUAUCUGCUACAUUAGUAAAAAUUGUCGGCACUAACCCAAUUGACUUUGUUUUAGCUCAAUCUGCUUCUGGAUAUUAUGGGUCAAUGUUACGCAUACAGAAACGCUAUAAUUUCGGCUUUCAUGAAACGGAAAGCGAAGACAGUGCACUCGUUAAUGGAAAGAUAAUCGAGUUCACCUCAUAUCCUGGAUCAAUUUAUUCUCAAGACGAUUUUUAUAAAGUCACCAGGAAAGGUUCUAAACCGGAAACUACUGUUGUAGGGACAGAAUUACAAAAUAACAACCGACAGCUCUGGGAAAAGAUUAUGAAAAAAGAUCAAGUCCUGUUGGGAGCUAGAAUCAUGGCAGCCAAUCGUUUAGCGAGUAACAGUAAGAAAUGGUACGAAGUGUUCUCGAGAAACAACAGCGGCACUGGAAACAAACAAUGGCUGAUCAUCAGCACGAAUAGCACAUCAAUUGCAUUUGGAGUCAUCGAACAAAUGCCGGGCAUUGUUAGCUACGAAGAACAAUCAAAAAAACUUUUGUCCACCGGCUAUUGGAUCAGCAAUAGUAGUCCAAGUCUCAAGGAAACGGUUUACAUGUCGGGAGCGGACGUACGGGACGCCGAUCACCCGGUGACGAACAUACUGCGCAACGGACAGAGGAACGUCACCGACAUCGGGACGCUGGUGGAGCUGAUGCGAGGCACCGAGAUGUCGCUGAUCGGUCGGACCGACUUGUUGGGCGUCAAGACCAACGCCAUGUUCCGGCGGUUCGCCAACCAGUCGUUCGUGGAACAGCUGAUCGCGGCCAACCGGCUCCGGUCGGCCGACGGCACGGCGCCGUUGAAAGACGACCGGACCACGAUCGUCACGAAUCGGCUACCGUCGUCCGCCGGGUCGGACGACAAGUCGGACGAGACAGACAAGUGCUUCACGGGAACCGUAGACCUUAAGAUCACGUCGGCGUACACCAACGGUUACUAUGCGGCCUCCGGGCCGCCGUUCACCGUGGACCGCGCCGAGGUCGAACCGUUCCGGUGGUCCGAGAGCCCGAUCAGGCACCUGCCUCAUUACGGGCACCCGGACGUCUGGGACUACGACGUGGAGGGCGUCGAAUGGGUUUGGAUCUGAUGAACGCGCGAAGACGUCGCACGCGAUACAUACGCAAUUUACAAUAAUAAUAUUAUAAUAUAAGUAAACGAUAAAAUGAUAUUAUAAUAUACAUUAUAUAAUAAUAGAGUACUGUGCUGCCCGUCUCGGCGUGUGUGCACUACAAAAUAUUUUACGAAUACGGUGCAAUACGGACACGACCUUUUACGAUGAACCUUUUUUAAGGCGUUUUAUUUGCAUAUACAGACAGAUAAUAUAUCGCAGUGCAGACGACUCGCGAGUUUAUGUCAUUUAUGAUAUGUAUCGCCUGCUAUAAAAAAAAAAAAACAAAAAAAAAAAAAAAAAAAAUUGCACCAUACUCACACAAACUCACAUCCUCGUUUUGUCCUAUAUAUCUAUAACUUAUAAGCCUACUAUAUAUAAUAUACCUAUAUACUAUAAAAUAUAUUUUAAUAUGUGAUAUCUACCUACUAUAUAUACUAUAUAUAGACGAUAGUUUAAUUAAUAUAAUAUAUAUAUAUAUAAAUCUCAAUAGAACAGAAUUACCUAUCGAUACCAUAUAUGGCCAUUGCGAGUGAAAUCAAAUUACCAAAACUCGUACUCCUAUUUCAUAUAUAUAUAAGUAUUAUAAAUUAUGUACUGCGAGUUGCAGCGAAAUAUAACAAUAAUAAUAAAUAACUUAUUCGCCGCCAUUGUAGUACUUUAUCAUUAUUGCACGAUUUUAUUCGAUAUACUAUAUUACCUAUUAUACAUAUAUAUAUAUAUAUAUAUUAUAAACUCGUCUUCCAAAAUCAUUACAAUUAUUAUCAUUUUUUUUAGUACCUAUAUAGACUAUUUAUUUCUUUAUUUCCUAUUUCUCAAUAAACUUAUACUAUGUAUUUUUAUUUCAAAUUUACGAUGCGAAAUUUCUUAUUUUGUAACAUUCAAUGUGAUGUAAUUUUAAAUAAAGAUUAAUUUAAAUCGAA